Molecule: messenger RNA, 823 nt
Organism: Zea mays
Lineage: Eukaryota; Viridiplantae; Streptophyta; Magnoliopsida; Poales; Poaceae
Exons: 7
Coding region: 1-789 (262 amino acids)
Source: RefSeq, a predicted model, not a curated record
AUGAUUAGCUUUACAAAGUGGACUACAGUUGAGGUUGUCCUCGAGAUCCCCCCUGCUUUUCCAGUUUGCACGUAUAACCUCACUCCCAUAGAACAGCUCCAGCCGUGCGUGGACUACAAGGAAUAUUUCACUGAUGUGCUCGGUGUUGUCAGUGUGAUCUCCCAUGUUUCAACACUACGCACAAGGGGACGACAUGCUGAAGUUAUGAAGAGAACAGUCACUAUAAGCAAUGCAAGGGAUACUGGGCCUACUGUUGAUGUCGUGCUUUGGGGCGAGCGGGCCACAGCUUUCCCAGCUGAACAGGUGCACAGGGACAGUGGCUCCUCUCCACGGAUCAUAAUAUUUGUUGGCACUCUCGUGAGGAGUUACGCUAAUAAUGUGUCUUUAUCGGGUGGAUCAUCAUGCAAGUGGUACAUAAAUGCACCGGUCCCAGAAGUAAACGCUCUCAGAGUUAGUGCUGAACCAAACCACCGCCCUGUCAUUUGGGAUCAGGGAAAAGUGGCUGCUGAGAGUCCAAUAGUCGCAGUUCCUGAACACAAGAAACUCAAGGAUAUUAAGUACCUCCAUCCUUUUGAAAAUAAGAAGAAGGAAUGGCUUGUCAUAGUAAAGGUGCUCAAAAUUGAUAGCUCGUGGUGGUACAACGCAUGCAAAAAAUGCCUUAGGACAACCAAACCACACGGUGACACAUACAAGUGCACCAAUAAUUCCUGUGACAACAUCGGAUCGCCUACCCCAAGUGCUUCUGGACACGAGCACCACCAGCUAUGGAAGCUCGCUUUUGGGAACUGAGGCUCGCUUUUGGGAACUGUCCCAGUUCGUCUAG